GAAGCUGCUAACAGAGCUAGCUUGUUGUUCUGGUGUGCGAGGAGAAUAUUUGAGGUUCUGCAGUAAAAAUGUCUUCACUUCAGUCUCUGGGAGAGUUGAUCAGCUAAAGCGACUAACUGCUGCUGCUGCAGAAAUCUUCUCACCAGGCUGUGGAAACUUUCUUCUCCUCCUCAACGACUUGGUGGAGUUCUUUCCAGAACCAGAGAAGAUAUUCUGCGGUCUUCGUGACAAUCGGAGCUCCAGAAUCAGGUUGUGGCUGUUAGCUAAACACGGCUAAAGAAAACCUGCUACCACUUCAGGAUCAUCCAUCAGCUGGGACUGAUUCAUCGUGUGUUCUUCACCACCUGGACCUGGACAGCAUGGACACAGAUGUUCCACAGCUGGUGCUGGUUAAAGAAGAAGCUCCUGAAGAACAGAGUGCUGGUGUGGACCAGCAGGACCCAGAACACCUCCACAUAAAGGAGGAACAGGAGGAGCUCUGGACCAGUCUGGAGGGAGAGCAUCUCUGUUUGAAGGAGGAGACUGAAGCUGUCGGGUUUCCUGUUACUGCUGUUUCUAUAAAGAGUGAGGAUGAUGAAGAGAAACCUCUGGUCUCACAGCUUCAUCAGCAGCAAAUAGAAGACAGAGAUGUUCCAACCAGCAGCUCAGCUGACCAGAUGGCAGCAGAAACUGGUGGAGGAGCAGGAACUAGCAGGAACCCAGAUCUGAACCCUCAUGAACAAACAUCUGAUUCUUCAGAGACUGAAGUUAGUGGAGAUGAUGAAGAAGAUGAUGAUGAUGGUGUGAAUCUGGACUCUGAGCUGUCAGACUCUGGGUCUGAAACUGGAGAUGAAGAUGAUGACUGGAAUGAGAGCAGGUCUUCUGAGUCAGAUGUUUCAAGGAAGAGAGAGGAGAUGGACGAGAAACCUCUGCUGUUACAUUUCCACAACCAUCAAAUGAAAGACGGAGGUGUCCCAACCAGCUGCUUGGCUGGGCAGAUGACAGCAAAAGUUGGUGGAGGAGCAGAAACUAGCAAGAACCUAGAUCUGGACCCUAAUGAAAAGACAUCCGAUUCUUCAGAGAUUGAAGUUAGUGGAGAAGAUGAAGAUGAUUUGAAUCUAGACUCUGAGCGUUCAGACUCUGGGCCUGAAACUGGAAACGGAGACCAUGGCUGUAAUGAGAACAAGUCUUCGGAGUCAGAUAUUAAGACAGUCAACAAAUCAUUUAGCUGCCCUGUGUGUGGUAUACGGUUCCAACACCAGUGGUCUCUUCAGGAACACGUGAGACUGACAAGUCAUUCAGCAGUAAGGUCUUCAGAGUGUUCGGUUAAUACAAAAUGUGUGAAAGAGAAGCAACAUGGAGGCUCAUGUAGAAAAGUCCAGAAACAACCAAAAUCAUUUCGUUGUGAUGACUUUGGGAAAAGAUUUAGCCAAAAGUCCAAAUUAACCCGUCAUAUGAAAGGCCACACUGGGCAGAAGCCUUUUGCCUGUGAGCUCUGUGGACAAAGAUUUAGCCAUAAACAUAGUUUAAACACACACAUUAGAGUCCACACAGGAGAGAAGCCUUUUGCCUGUGAGCUCUGUGGGAAAAUAUUUAGCCAGAAAAAGAAUUUAAACAUACACAUGAAAGUCCACACAGGAGAGAAGCCUUUUGCCUGUGAGCUCUGUGGAUACAGAUGUACCCAAAAGUCACAUUUAAAUACACACAUGAAAGUCCACACAGGAGAUAAGCCAUUUGCCUGUGAGUGCUGUGGGAAAAGAUUUAGCCAUGAAAAUAGUUUAAACGAUCACAUGAGAGUCCACACAGGAGAGAAGCCUUUUGCCUGUAAGCUCUGUGGAUACAGAUGUACCCAAAAGGCAAGUUUAAACUAUCACAUGAAAGUCCACACAGGAGAAAAGCCUUUUGCCUGUGAGCUUUGUGGAUACAGAUGUACCCAAAAGUCACAUUUAAACAAUCACAUGAAAGUCCACACCGGAGAGAAGCCUUUUGCCUGUAAGCUGUGUGGACAAAGAUUUAGCCGAAAGUCACAUUUAAACAGACACAUGAGAGUCCACACAGGAGAGAAGUCUUUUGCCUGUGAGCUCUGUGGACAAAGAUUUAGCCAGAAAAAUAAUUUAAACGUACACAUGAGAGUCCACACAGGAGAGAAGUCUUUUGCAUGUGAGCUCUGUGGGAAAAGAUUUAGCCAUAAAAAUAGUUUAAACAAACACACGAGAGUCCACACAGGAGAGAAGCCUUUUGCCUGUGAGCUCUGUGGAUACCGAUGUACCCAAAAGGCAAUUUUAAAUAGACACAUGAGAGUCCACACAGGAGAUAAGUCUUUUGCGUGUGAGCUCUGUGGGAAAAGAUUUAGCCAUGAAAACAGUUUAAAUGACCACAUGAGAGUCCACACAGGAGAGAAGUAUUUUGCAUGUGAGCUCUGUGGGAAAAGAUUUAGCCAUAAAAGUAGUUUAAACACACACAUGAGAGUCCACACAGGAGAUAAGCCUUUUGCCUGUGAGCUCUGUGAAUACAGAUGUACCCAAAAGGCAAGUUUAAACGAUCACAUGAGAGUCCACACAGGAGAGAAACCUUUUGCCUGUGAGCUCUGUGGAUACAGAUGUACCCAAAAGGCAAGUUUAAACUAUCACAUGAAAAUCCACACAGGAGAGAAGCCCUUUGCCUGUGAGCUUUGUGGAUACAGAUGUAUCCAAAAGUCACAUUUAAACAAUCACAUGAAAAUCCACACAGGAGAGAAGCCUUUUGCCUGUGAGCUGUGUAGACAAAGAUUUAGCCGAAAGUCACAUUUAAAGAGACAUACGAGCAUCCACACAAGGCUCGAGGGAUUUAUUUAAAAACAGUACUUCCAGAUGUAACAUUCAGUUUUUUUACAACCUUAAUGUUAAGCCUGGUUUAUGCUUCUCCGUCUGCGUCAGUGCGGAGACACGCAACGUCCUUGUGAAGGGCUCCGGCAGGCACGCAAGUACGUACGGAGUCGAGCCCACUUUUUUAAACAUCCGUCGAACGAGACGGAUUACGCAAGCUUGUGAUUGGUCUGGAUGCCGCUGUUUACAGCGCCGCCAUUGCAAAGAGAGCUGAGGAUAACUAGCGGCAGACACGGAGCAGCUUGAAGAAUACCUCACGAAAAAACUCUAAAAAUAUGAACGUUUCAUCCUCCCGUGACUGGAGGAGUGAAAAGAUGCGCAGCAAGCGUUUUAUUUGUGGACGGAAAUGAAAGGAAACGUGGGUUUAGAGGUGGGGAGCGCAUGAAGUGGUGGGAGAAUGAGAGACAAAUAUGUCCAUGUUAAAAGUCUCUUAUAUACACAAAAAACACAAUAUAAACACACGAUCCUGGACCGAUACAUGACAGGAUACCACAGAGCAGCGCUACGCCCUCUGUGGUCCUGCCGGGCAAUUGCUUUGCAACACUCUCCAGGAGACGGAGAAGUAAAAGAGCAAAACGCUUCCGUCAAUCUGUGCGUGUCUGUCCCUUGCGGAGCUGACGGAGAAGCAUAAACCAGGCUUUAGUCUUGUUCCUCUGCUCAACUAUCGUUGAUCGUCCCUUGAGCCACCUCUUCAUUUUCAAAUCUCCUUUGUUUUUUAGAGUCAGACCUUAACCAAACAAUUGAGAUGUUCAUUCAUGAAGUCUGAAUACAAAAAAAAUUACUUAAAGAUUAAGAAAAAACUGUUAUACCCUCCUGUAUUUAAGAAACAGGCACUUGAUGGUUGUAGUACAUAACCCACUGCAAUUUAAAACUGUUAGAUACCAGUGGCGUCUGCUUUAAACAAUUUAUCUGUAUAUAAAAUAAUAGCAUACAAUGUAAUAACUGCAGCUUAAAAAGAAUGUGUCUUUAUUCAUUUGGAGCCCCUAAGAAGAAAUCCCACCUUAAAGGCUGUGGAGAGACAGCUGGGACUGUUGUCAAGAAGUCAUAAAUUACAAGACGGCUCUGUGGAGACUCCAUUCUCCUACAAUAGCAUUUUGCUAUUUUAAGCAGGCUUAGGAAUGUGCCUGUACCAGAGUUUUUAGAGAUUCUGUUGCAGAGUUAUAAGCAGUGGACAGAUGCCGGAAAGACAGAACCACUUUUGGGCUGCAUGGUUCUCCACUAGUGUACUGAUGUAUUAACAUGGACUAGAUUGUAAUUAACCGGUUAUCUUUUUUAACUCAAACUUUGCCAUGAUUGAGUCAUAGCACUCCAAGAAACAGCUCAGCAUGAAAAUUAACCACAUUCCCUUUAUUUCUGAUGACACAACUAAUCACUGCUGGUGGACAAUUAAUCACAGACACUUAGCACUUCUGCAUGCGUUCUGUAUUCAGUGUGAACGAGGCUUCACGCCCUCUCUCAGUAGUGCAGCAUCGUGCGGUUGUCCUGUUCUGAUUUUUUCAUGUAGUUGUGGUUUAGGCAUUUUGUUGCCAUUAUCACUGAUAAAAGCUGUAGGUUUAUUCAUUUGUGAAUUAUUUAAGCAAUACAGAUCACAGUCCAAUGUUUUUGUUUUGUUUUGAUUUUUAAGUAAGGUUCAGCAAAUGCUGUCGAAAUGAAAUACGAACUGUUUCCAAGUACCGCUGUAAUGUGCUUACAUACCACUAGGCAGAAGAAAAAAUAUUUGUAUUAGGGCUGCAACAACGAAUCGAUAAAUUCAAUGAAAAUCGAUUACUAAAAGCGUUGGCAACGAAUUGCGUCAUCGAUUCGUUGUGUCG
Nothobranchius furzeri (turquoise killifish) is the source of this 4654-nucleotide messenger RNA. RefSeq names its product zinc finger protein 665-like. Gene Ontology annotation, biological process: regulation of DNA-templated transcription. The record is from RefSeq and is a predicted model, not a curated record. Lineage: Eukaryota; Metazoa; Chordata; Actinopteri; Cyprinodontiformes; Nothobranchiidae. Gene Ontology annotation, molecular function: DNA-binding transcription factor activity, RNA polymerase II-specific; RNA polymerase II cis-regulatory region sequence-specific DNA binding.